This is a messenger RNA of Venturia canescens, 1495 nucleotides long. RefSeq names its product THO complex 6 (gene thoc6). Bases 350 to 1390 code for a protein of 346 amino acids. Lineage: Eukaryota; Metazoa; Arthropoda; Insecta; Hymenoptera; Ichneumonidae. Gene Ontology annotation, cellular component: transcription export complex; THO complex. Gene Ontology annotation, molecular function: protein binding. Gene Ontology annotation, biological process: mRNA export from nucleus. The transcript has 5 exons. The record is from RefSeq and is a predicted model, not a curated record.
UUUAUUGGAGCGUAUGUGGCCCAAUAAGAUCUAAUAGAUGGAAAUCUGAAGAUUUCCAAUUUAUCGAUCUAUAUCUGGCGAUGGACACGUUUUAGCCCUACUAUCAUCCUUCAUACGGAAAUCACCCACGAAAAUAAAUCAAUUUUUUUAUAAGUGCAUAAUUGAUUGAAUAUAUUGAAAAUUUCACGAUUAAAUAAGUGUAUAUCAUUCAAUAAUAAAGUUAUGUGGAAGUAAAAAUUAAACCCAACACGACGUUGAGUUACUAAAACAACUGCAUCGCGCUGGCAUCGAAGUAAUGAAACUAUAUUAUUGAGUCCAUUUUUCAUUCUCUACGAAUUCAUUGUGCCUUAUGUCAUCAAAGAACAAACGGACCAAACAUUCGAGAGAAAAGAUGCCGGAAAAUUUGAACGAAAAAUUAUACUACAACACAGUUUUGUGUCAAACUUUUUCGCCAAAUGGAAAUUUUCUUCUCGCUGGCAACAUAUACGGGGAUGUUUCGAUAUACAAUUUGCCAAAAGUUCUCGGUCCCAGACAGAUGGACAAUGAAAAUGAAUUGUCCGGGCCAACUUAUAGUUUCUCUGCACAUCCCGAUUCCCAAGUAGAAAGUAUGGUUGCUACUGACAAUUUUCUUGUUACCGGAACAACGGGGGAAAUUGCUGGUUGGGAUUGGAACAUAAUUUUAUCAAACAAAGCUUCCAAGGUUAAAGCAUCGUGGAUUGUACAAAUUCCUGCUGACAAGGACAGUUUCGAGAAACCAGAUGUCAAUUGUAUGGUAUAUUGCAAAGAAAAUCAGAUUCUGUAUUUAGGUUGCGGAGACAACAAAAUUUAUGUUGUACAUCUCGAAGAUGGAAAAAUUUUAAGACAAUUAUCUGGUCACAAGGAUUAUAUACACAGCUUAGCCCGAGUAAACGACCAGUUAGCCUCGUCCAGUGAGGAUGGAACAGUAAGAUUAUGGGAUUUAAGGAAAUCAGAAAAUACUAAUAUUUUGACGCCACACUUGAAUGGAAAAGUGGCAAGACCCGCUAAGGGGAAGUGGAUUGGAGCAGUGGAUCUCACAGAAGAUUGGCUGUUAUGCGGCGGAGGACCAAAUUUGUCACUUUGGCAUUUACGAACCAUGGAAGCUGCUAUGAUUUUUGAUUUGCCAGACGACGGAAUUCACGUUGCUGAGAUUUACGAGGAAAGAAUUAUUGCUGGUGGAGCUAUGCCCAAUAUUUAUCAUCUAACUUAUCACGGUGAAAUAUUGGCUAAAGUUCCAACAUCUUCAUCUACAGUUUAUAACAUUGUUUUCCGUGAAACACCCUUGAAAUUGCUUAGCAUUGCAGGGUCGAGCAACAAUCUUGACAUUUGUACAAACUUCAACUAUCGUGAAAUGGUUCUCAAAUUUGCUUGACACUCAGAGUUCAAUAACUGUACAAAAUAAUGUAAUGUAUUUUUUAUUUUAUCUCUUGAUAUUAAAUGUGAAUAAAUUUGGAAUACUUUUCCUUCUUGGACCACA